Molecule: messenger RNA, 2442 nt
Organism: Penicillium macrosclerotiorum
Lineage: Eukaryota; Fungi; Ascomycota; Eurotiomycetes; Eurotiales; Aspergillaceae
Product: glycoside hydrolase family 55 protein
Exons: 5
Coding region: 1-2442 (813 amino acids)
Molecular function (GO): polygalacturonase activity
Source: RefSeq, a predicted model, not a curated record
AUGCAUUUCGCUUCACUGCUUGCAUGUCUCUCUCUGGUAGCGGGCACACAUGCCCAGCUGCUGGACAUCCCACAAGUGGAUGAGCUGGUGAGUGAGGCUAUGAAGCCCCUGGCUGAGUACUUAGACUAUGAUGGUCCUGAGGGAAGCGCCUCGGGCGUGCUGAGCGAGCAAACCGUGGCAGCGAAUCUACAUGCCGUGGCGGCGGCAACAGCAGACGCUUCGUACUGGCUGGCAGGCAUUACCCAUCAAGGGCUGGCCGCAUUCAACUCGAAUCCAUCGAGCUAUACCGUGUUUCGCAAUGUUAAGGACUAUGGUGCCAAAGGAGACGGUGUGACCGACGACACGGCGGCCAUCAAUUCUGCGAUCAGUGCUGGUGGCCGCUAUAGUCCAUCCAGUCGCCAGUCCUCCACCACAACCCCGGCCAUCGUAUACUUCCCUGCCGGAACCUACCUUAUCUCAACCCCGAUCAUCGACUAUUAUUUCACCCAGUUGAUUGGAAAUCCGAACUCGAUCCCGGUCAUCAAAGCAACCUCCGGGUUCUCAGGGCUGGGAUUGAUUGAUGGAGACCAAUAUCAGAGCGAUGGAAAUCAGGGCUGGGGCUCGACAAACGUAUUUUUUCGGCAGAUCCGUAACCUGAAACUGGACUUGACUUCGAUCCCGGCGAGCUCGGCAGCCACUGGUAUUCACUGGCCAACGGGACAGGCGACCAGCAUCCAAAACGUCCAGAUCGCGAUGAGCUCUGCUUCCGGAACCCAGCAUCAAGGGCUUUUCAUUGAGAAUGGCUCUGGUGGCUUCUUGACGGAUAUUACGAUUACCGGCGGUCUCUAUGGCGCCAACAUUGGCAACCAGCAGUUUACCAUGCGUAACCUCGAUAUCUCAGAUGCAGUGACUGGCAUCUCCCAGAUCUGGAAUUGGGGCUGGACCUAUCAAGGCUUGACCUUGACUAACUGCACAACGGCUGUCUCGAUCAGUAAUGGAGGAGCUGGGAACCAGCUCGUCGGCUCCGUAACUGUCCUCGACAGUUCCAUUGUGGAUUGCUCUACCUUCAUUGAUACUGCGUGGAAGAGUUCGACCUUCAGCAACGGUAGUCUCAUUUUGGAGAACAUCGCCCUUGACAAUGUCCCCGUCGCGGUCAAGGGACCGAGUGGUACCGUUCUUGCUGGUUCUUCUGGCACCACGACAAUUGCGGCGUGGGGCCAAGGCCACAAGUAUACACCCAAUGGGCCCACCAAUUUCCAAGGCACUUUUACUGCUGCUACCCGUCCAAGUGCUUUGCUUGCCAGUGGAUCAUCAAAAUACUACACUAAAACAAAGCCCCAAUACGCGGCCUCACCUACAUCUUCUUUUGUAAGCAUCCGAAGCGCAGGCGCGAAAGGUGAUGGCUCCACCGAUGAUACAUCGGCAAUUCAGUCGGCAUUGACUACGGCAGCCUCCUCUGGCAAGAUUGUCUACUUCGACCAGGGUACAUACAAAGUCACGGGAACUAUUUACGUUCCCCCCGGCUCGCGAAUCGUUGGUGAGGCGUACCCGGUCAUCAUGGCCAGUGGAAGUACCUUUGCCAGUAUUUCCAAACCAAUUCCCGUCAUCCAGAUCGGCAAAUCGGGAGAGGCUGGCUCAGUUGAAUGGUCCGACAUGAUCGUCAGUACCCAGGGCUCCACCCCAGGAGCAGUUCUUAUUGAGUGGAAUCUAGCAGCCAAUUCGGGCUCAGGCAUGUGGGAUGUCCACACUCGCAUUGGGGGAUUCAGUGGGUCCUCACAACAAGUGGCCCAGUGCCCGACAUCUGCAGCUGUUUCAGCAGCGUGUGAGGUUGCCUAUAUGUCCAUGCAUAUUACAAGCUCUGCCAGUGGAGUGUAUCUGGAAAACGUUUGGCUGUGGACAGCAGACCAUGAUCUGGAUAGUGCAGAUAACACUCAAAUCUCUGUCUAUUCGGGACGUGGUCUCCUGGUGGAAGGAAAAAAUAUUUGGCUAUACGGAACCGGAGUGGAGCAUCAUUCGCUAUAUCAGUAUCAGUUUUCUGGAGCUAGCUCAGUUGUGGCAGGAUUCAUCCAGACAGAAACACCCUACUAUCAACCUAAUCCCAACGCCGCUAACGGCCCAUACCCGACCAACUCCACCCUCAAGGACCCAGAUUACAGCAGCUGUCUCUCUGGCAACUGCGAUUCCCUCGGUCUUCGGGUGCUGAACAGUAACAGCAUCGUCAUCUACGGGGCAGGCUUGUACAGUUUCUUCAAUCACUAUAGCACCACCUGUUCUACUUUCCCUACUCCCGAGAACUGCCAGAGUGAGAUCUUCAGUAUCGAGGGUAGCACGAGCGGCCUGGUGGUUUAUACUCUCAGCACCGUUGGAACGACCAAUAUGAUUGUCAAGGAUGGCAGUUCGCUGGCAGUUGUUAGCGAUAACCUGGCCACAUACGCUGCCACGAUUGCGUAUUUCACUCUUUAA